AUGGACCAUAUAUUAAGUGUUGUUCCUAGUGAUGAUUCAGAGGAAGGGGUGAAGUUGGUGACUGUUGAGGCUGGAAUAGAACUCUCAAAGCUUAAUAAAGAAUUAUCUGAAAAUCAUGAUUUGGCUUUGAGUAAUCUAGGUUCAAUAUCUGAUCUUACUGUUGGUGGAGUUAUCUCAACCGGAACUCAUGGAACUGGAAUAGAAUUCGGAUGUAUGCACACUCAGGUUGUGUCGUUAACGUUAUUAACAUCAAAAAAUCAAUUAAUAUCUUGUUCUGAAUCAGAAAAUCAAGAAAUAUUUAAAGCAGCAUUGUGUAGCCUUGGUUCAUUAGGUGUGAUACUUAGAGUGACGUUGAGAUGUGAGCAAGCAUUUCGAUUGGAUUCUAUCCAAUUGCCAGAAAAAUUAAAUAAUGUAUUAGAUAAUUUGGACCAAUUGAUUCAUUCGGCUCAACAUUUUAGAUUUUGGUGGUUUCCACAUACUGAUGAUUGUGUUACUUGGAAGGCUAAUAGAGUCAAUAAGGUGACUCCCAAGAAAAAAUCUAGCAAUUUCAUCAAAGACAAUCUGAUUUCAUAUCAUCUAUACCAACUAUCACUGUGCAUAUCAAAAUUUAUUCCAAAUCUAAUACCAAUAAUAACCAAAGGAAUGUUUAAACUGAAUCAUUCGAAGAAAAUUGAACGUGUUGAUGACUCAUAUGAAAUAUUUAAUUUUGAUUGUCUAUUCCCCCAAUAUGUUAAUGAAUGGGCUGUGCCGAUCGAGUUUGCGGCUGAUGCUAUAAGAAAAUUGGAUGAAUGGAUUAAUAAUCGUCAAAUCAAAGUUCAUUUUCCAGUUGAGGUCAGAUUUGUCAAUGAGGAUGAUGUUUGGUUGAGUCCUGCUUAUAAAAGAAAAGUUUGUUUCAUUGGAAUUAUCAUGUAUAGACCAUAUUAUUUAUCGGUUCCUUAUGAGGAAUAUUGGAACGCGUAUGAAAAUAUUAUGAGAUCUUUUGAUGGCAGACCACAUUGGGCAAAGGCACAUUCAAUGACACCAAAAGAACUUUAUAAAACAUAUCCUAAACUAACUUUAUUUAUUGAGUUGCAAAAAAGGUUGGAUCCAAAUAGCAUGUUUAUAAAUGAUUAUAUAAAGAGACAUUUAUUAUUACCAUCGGAAGGAGAAUAUGAUGAUGAUAAUGAAAGUUAA
Messenger RNA from Entrophospora candida, 1173 nucleotides. NCBI's taxonomy places the organism in Eukaryota, Fungi, Glomeromycota, Glomeromycetes, Entrophosporales, Entrophosporaceae. The record is from the annotation of a GenBank genome assembly.